GUGGCAAUAAUGGCAUACGAGAGGUGCGGCUGUUAUACACGGAUCAAACGACGGGCAAACAGAGCCCGAGCGGUGUAUAUCCAUUGGUCAGGGGUCGGCCACUAUUUGCCGAGGUGGAUUUUGUGCCAACAUACAUACCGGCGCUGACGUAUUACGUGGCCGUAUCAGUGAUAUUGCCUAAACAGAUCAGGAGCACGGGCUCAGGUGGUCCGUGGGUGCUUGGCUGGCAUCAGGAGCAGUUUACUGUACCCCCGUGUAGGCUAUGUACUAACCGUAAUCAGUCGUAUACAAUGCCGGUGACGAUAUACCUGCCUGACGAUGGCUGGUGUCCACAGGUU
Molecule: messenger RNA, 338 nt
Organism: Medioppia subpectinata
Lineage: Eukaryota; Metazoa; Arthropoda; Arachnida; Sarcoptiformes; Oppiidae
Source: the annotation of a GenBank genome assembly